Messenger RNA from Paramacrobiotus metropolitanus, 1891 nucleotides. RefSeq names its product RNA-binding protein with serine-rich domain 1-B-like. Lineage: Eukaryota; Metazoa; Tardigrada; Eutardigrada; Parachela; Macrobiotidae. The record is from RefSeq and is a predicted model, not a curated record. Gene Ontology annotation, biological process: mRNA splicing, via spliceosome. Bases 581 to 1456 code for a protein of 291 amino acids. Gene Ontology annotation, molecular function: RNA binding. Gene Ontology annotation, cellular component: cytoplasm; nucleoplasm; ASAP complex. The transcript has 3 exons.
UUUCGUUACGUCUUCAUAAUUUUGAACAAGCAUUUAGUGCCAUUUACAAAGCUGUUAAACAGUAUAUCGACUUAUUCUACUGUAAUCGUUCCUAAUGUACUGUGAGAUAUAAAUUUUAGCGCAACCUACGCGCAAUUUUAGCGCAACUUAGCGCGCUUAGAGGUUAAAAGCAGGUCGCCGUACAGGAGUCCACAAUGGUCGAAGUUAUCUCGAACGGAGGCGCAGCAGCGCCAGCUCGGAAACGCUCGAGUUCCUCGAGCAGUUCGUCCAGCGACGAGGAGGACAAACGACGACGGCAGCGUCCAGUUAACAAAAAACGCAGGUUCGUUGUCAAGUAAAUAUGAUGAGAGAGAUGAUUCGUAGCUAGCUAAACGGAUGAUUAUCAUGGUAUUGGAAGAUUAAUACGGAUGACGGCCACAAAUGACAUCGCUCAGUGACUGAUUCUUCUUGCGGAAUUUGCCUUCAGCUUCAUGCACUGAUUGCAUUCAUCUGUCAUGUAACGACUGGCGCUUGCUAUGAUAUUCUAUUCGAUUCUAUUGAAUUCCCAAUUAGAUUCUCCUGAUCAGGCAUUUGGUAUGUUAUGUUAUUUAUUUGCGGGUGGUUGUUUGGUGUGUCGGAGAGAUCAGUUGACCGACCACUUUCGCAACACAGACUGCCAAAAUCGACAACUGUCAGUGCGCUUAUAUUUGCGUUUCCAUGUAGUGCUUCGCCGUCUGCGAAACGGAAGGAUUCAGGCCGACGCUCUCGCUCCUCCUCGUCGUCCUCCUCCAGUUCCGGCUCGUCCUCUUCGUCGUCCAGCAGUUCGAGUUCUAGUGCGCGAUCGCGAACGAAGCGGCGCAAAAGCAGCUCGUCGUCCAGCAGCAGCAGUUCUGAGUCGUCGCGAGCGCCGUCCAAAUCCAAGCCAGUCAAGACCAAAUCACCGCCGCCCGCCAAGCGCCGCUCUCCCUCGCCGCCCAAAGCGGAGACUCCGCUGGCGAAGCGGAAGAUCUAUGUGGCUAAGUUGUCGCAGAAUGUGACGCGAGAAGCGCUGCGCGAUGCAUUCAGCUCCUAUGGCAAGGUGGUAUCGAUUGACAUUCCUCCCGAUCGUCAGAAUCCCGUACUGCACCGCAGUUUCGCUUACGUGGAGUUCGAAACCCCCGAUGCGUGCCGUGCCGCUAUUGAGGGAAUGCACAGGUGCACGAUGGAUGGGAAGGAGAUCAGCGUGAGUGAGAUGGACGAGAAUCUAGCCGGUAUGGGAAAUAACCGCCGCACCGGUGGCGGUGGAGGUGGUUACCGCGGCGGAGAUCGACGCCGUAGUCCGCUGCGUCGACGAAGUCGCUCACCGCCGCGCAAAAUGCGUAGCCGUUCCCGAUCACCGCGACGCCGCAGUCCGGUGCGGGAACGCGAACGCCGGGAUCGAAAUCCCGUUCCACGGAAUCGAUAUCGUCGAGGCCGGAGUAGCUCGAGCAGUGAUUGAGCUGGAGUGGAAAUGGUAUUUACGGACGGCAGUUAUUUGGUUCAUUAUUGUAUCGUAUUUCGACUUGGCUCUCAUCCGCUCUCUGUCACUUGCUUCUUUACGUUAUGGUUGUGUAAUCUUUAUGCAUGUAUUUCGUAUUUAUUUGUUUGCUAUUUAAGGUUUGGUGGUUAAAAAGCUUAGUGUCGUCAUAUAUGGUUGCAACCGUUGUGACUUACUUGUCGGUGCUAAUUGUGAGUACAGUACGCUCAUUGUGGGCUGACUUGUUAAGGAUUGCUUUUGCUUGUCCGACCUGACUAAGUAUUAUAACGACCUAGAAGUAUCAGACAUCACUGGAAGCCCAGAAUUAACUAUUAAAUUACAAGUGACGUGUAUACAUGACCGUGCGCGUUUCACAGGAUCGUUUUAUUUAUGUUUUACUGUAUUUGUUUCAAGUAU